AUCACUCUAAUUUUUCUAGCUUUCCUUCUUUUACUCACUUUUCUGAUCUGUCUUCUAUCUAUGGCAACACCUUCAAUCACUCCUCAUGAAUCCUUUGCUUCGGAAUACGAUGUGUUCUUGAGCUUCAGAGGUGAAGACACACGCAAAAAUUUCACUGACCAUCUUUAUUCUGCGCUACAUCAAGCUGGAAUCCGCACAUUUAGAGACGAAGAGGAGCUCACAAAAGGAGAAUAUCUUGCUCCUGAUCUCGUGAAAGCAAUCCAAAGUUCAAGAAUCGCUGUGAUAGUCCUCUCGAAAGAUUACGCCUCGUCUAGGUGGUGCCUUGACGAAUUGGUGGAAAUUGUCGAGCUUAAGGAGAAGGGAAAACUUAGAGUUUUUCCUAUUUUUUACAACGUGGAUCCUUCCGAAGUGCGUAAACAAAGUGGGUGCUAUGGCAUGGCCUUGGUAAAGCACAAAGAGCGUUUUCGGGGAAGUGAUAAAGUACAAAAGUGGAUAGAUGCACUCACUAAAGUUGCCGAUAUGUCCGGAUGGGAUUUGCAAGGCAUGGCAAAUGGAUAUGAAGCCAACUUCAUCAAUUCAAUAAUCAAGGAGGUCCAACAGAUAGUAAGUCGUGUACCAAUGUUUAUUGUCGAACACGGAGUUGGACUUGAUUCUCGUGUUGAGCGUGUGGUUCAGUUAUUGCAAGGAGAAUCAAAUGAUAGCGUUCGUAUGGUCGGAAUCUAUGGUAUGGGGGGUAUUGGGAAAACAACUCUUGUCAAAGCCGUUUAUAACAAGCUUUUUGUAUACUUUGAAAGCAGCUGCUUUCUUGAGAUAGAUUCAGCAAUUUCAGGGCAAGAAGGUAAUGGAAUAAAUCUUGAGAAAGUAGACAACCAGAUAAAAAAUAUACAAAAGCAGCUUUUUAAGAAGCUUUUUAAUGAGGAGAUCGACAUUUGCAGUACAGACGAAGGAAUCAUGUUGAUGAAAAGGCGACUUCAAGCAAGAAAGUGUCUUAUUGUCCUUGAUAAUUUAGAGCAUAGAAAUCAAUUUAAUAAAUUAUGUGGAGGACGGGACUGGUUUGGUGGAGGAAGUAGACUUAUUUUAACCACAAGAGAGGCACAUGUUUUUAAAGCGUUGAAUGUGGAUGAACAUUAUGAAGUUAAGGUAUUGAACCAUGAGGAGUCUUUACAGUUGUUUAGCCUACAUGCAUUUGGAGAGCAUGCGUUGCAAAAAGAAGAUUAUAAUAAGCUUCUAAAUGGCAUAGUUGCUUAUUGUGGUGGACUUCCAUUAGCUCUUGAAGUUUUAGGGGCUUAUCUGUGUCAUAAAUCAAAAAAGGAGUGGAUUAGUGCUUUUGAAAAAUUGAAAGGAAUUCCACAUAAUGACAUUCAAGCUAAACUUAAGAUUAGUUAUGAUGGGCUUCCAGAUGAUCAUAUAAAAUCUCUUUUUCUUGAUCUUGUUUGUUUCUCCAGUGAAGUUUCUAAGGUGAAAAUUGAUAACAUGGGGUAUUUCUCAGACAUUGAAAUUCAAGACUUGGUUGACAAAUGCUUGAUAACUUGUAAGGGUUAUUGGGUUAGUAUGCAUAGCUUAAUUCGAGAGAUGGGGAGAGAAAUUAUUCGUUCGGAGUCACCCAACAAUCCUGGUGAACGUAGUCGAUUGUGGUGUCCUUAUGAUAUCCAUGAUGUACUUAUAGGGAAAAAGGGUACAACAAAGAUUGAAGUGAUUGUCUUCAACUACUCUCCUAUAAAAGAUGUGAAGUACAAUACAAAAGCAUUUAAGAACAUGGAGAAUUUAAGAUUUCUUGAAAUUGAUGAAGUCCAUAUUGAUGGAAAAUUCAAGCAUCUAUCGAGUUCCAAGGUGCUUAGAUGUUUGCGAUGGAACCACUGUCCUUUGAAAUAUAUCAAUAUUCCAUCAAGUAAUUCUUUUGAGAAGCUUGUGUGUCUGAAAAUAGAGAAUAGCAACAUCAAAGAAUUUAAAGCCCCUCUAAAGUAUUUUCCUUGUCUCGAGUCUUUGGAUAUCAAUAAGUGCCAUCAUCUGACAACAACUCCGAAUUUUAGCGGCUGUCAAAAUCUCCGUAAGUUAUCGUUUUCUGGAUGCUUAAGAUUGUUAAAGGUGCAUUCUUCCAUCGGAGAAUUGUGGAAAUUAGUUUAUUUAAGUUUUUAUGAAUGUCGAAAGUUAAAGAAACUUCCAAAGAGCCUCAGCCAUUUGCGGUCACUGCAAGAUCUUCAUAUGUCUGUUUCGUCAGAACUUAAACCUACGAGUACUUAUGGGGUGCUCUCCAACCUGUCUCAUUUGUCCAACCUUAAAUUUAUUUGGUUGGAUCUCUCCAAGAACGAAGAAGUACUCCAACAACUUCCACACACGGUUGAAUGUGUCAUAUUGUUUCAUUGUGACAAUCUAAAAAUGAUCCAAGAGCUUCCACUUAACCUUAAGAUUAUUGCUUUAAGUAGUUGCAAAAAUCUUAAAAUGCUUCCAAUUCUUCCUCCCAAUCUUAAGUGUUUUCUUUUAGAUGGUUGUGAAAAUCUUGAAAUGUUCCCGGGACUUCCUCCCAAUCUUGAGUACAUUUGGUUAUCUAGUUGCAAAAACCUUAAAAUGCUCACACAAUUUCCUCCCAAUCUUUCUCAAAUUGAGUUACAUGGUUGUGAAAACUUAAAAAUGCUCCCACAACUUCCUAACAAUCUUGAUAACAUUAGAGUAUCUCAUUGCACAAACCUUAAAAUGCUUCCAAAAUUUCCUCCCAAUGUUACUAAAAUCUGCAUAAGUCAUUGCCAAAGCUUGAAAUUGCUCACAGAACUUCCUCCCGGACUUCAAGAUCUUUGGGUUGAAAAUUGUGAGUUGAUCGAAAAAGUAUCAAACUUAUCAAAUUGUACGGGGUUGCAUUAUAUGCGUCUCAUCAAUUGCAAAAAGUUGAAGGAGUUUAAUGGUUGGGAGAAUCUUCAUUUCAUAAGGACAAUGACUUUUGAAGGUGUUCCCCAUACCAAUUUCUCAGAAAGCAUUAAGGAGAUUUUAAAACGCUCCACGAAUUCCAAUGGUCUUCUUGCUUCUAAUGAAAUUCCUGGUUGGAUUAGAUGUGAGAAAGAAAAAUCGUCAAUAUCAUUUCAAUAUCCAUCAGCGAAUUUGAAGAAUCAUACAUUGGAAUUUUAUGGAUUUGUUUUUUGGGUUGUGCUCAAUCCGGCCCCACUACUCCUACCACGUUUUAGUGAUUAUGGCAUCAGAAUUGAAAAGCAUGAUUCCGAAGCCUUCCCACAAACAUCGUAUGAUUAUGAUGGGAUCCAAUUAGAAGUGGAAGGAAUUUCAAUUUUGCAUGUCAUUACAGUUAAUGAACUUUACCAUAGAGGGUAUGGAGAUAUAAAAGCCGGAGAAGUCAUCAAAGCUACACCUAUAAUUAAAGUUUCUGAAUUUUACUUUAAACCAUUACCAUUACCAAGUGUAGGAGUUGAGGUGAAGGAAAUAGCAGUUAAAACAAGUAUGUUCAAGAAAAUAGGAGUUGAAGCAUUGUACAGAGAUAAAGAUGGUUCCCUACAACUUCUACCCCUCGCUAAAGUUGGGUAGAACACUGAAGAAGAAGAACUUCUUCAAGCGCCAAAUAUGAGACCCAAAAAUAUCAUUUUGUUCAUGUUGUGUACACAAGCCACAGUGUGUGGGAGGGGACCCCUUUUGAUUUGAACAAUGUCAUGGGUCUUGGAUGGGUUAUACGUGAUGAUCAGAGGAUAUUCUUGGCAGCGAGGAAUGCUCGUGUGUUGGGUAAUUAUGGUGUGAAAGAAGCUGAAGCGUUGAGUCUUAGGGUUAGGGAGGCUCUAAGCUGGAUUAAAGAUGCAGGUAUGGGGAAUGUGGAUGUUGAAAUGGAUUCUCAAAUUAUUUUUCAUGCAAUUACUUCUCCAUCUUUUUACUCUGCUUUUGGUUUGUUAAUUGAUGAUCUAAAAGAUUUAGCAUUUGUGAAGGGAUUUGAGAAUUGGCCGCUCCAGGAUCGGAGGUCAUCACUUCUGAGUCAGGUUGGGAAGAGUGGCCGGACAUUUCUCUAUUUUACCUUAUUCCAAUCUCAACCCAAUUUGUAGAUCAGUGGAGUUGGAGGGGGGACAUCCGGGGUGUAUAUACUGUGAAGGGUGGCUACCGGAUUGCUACAAGUCAACAUCAUCAUAUUCAAACCAUCCCUAGUAGAUGUUAAAAGACUUUUCAAAUUGGGAGAAUCUUCAUUCUAUAUGAACAAUGAGGUUAAGAGGUGUUUCCCACACUGAUUUCUCAUAAAGUAUUAAGGAUGUACAUAUGUUUUUCUCUCUC
Ipomoea triloba (trilobed morning glory) is the source of this 4251-nucleotide messenger RNA. RefSeq names its product TMV resistance protein N-like. The transcript is spliced from 7 exons. The record is from RefSeq and is a predicted model, not a curated record. Bases 61 to 3525 code for a protein of 1154 amino acids. Gene Ontology annotation, molecular function: ADP binding. Lineage: Eukaryota; Viridiplantae; Streptophyta; Magnoliopsida; Solanales; Convolvulaceae. Gene Ontology annotation, biological process: signal transduction; defense response.